Molecule: messenger RNA, 816 nt
Organism: Geodia barretti
Lineage: Eukaryota; Metazoa; Porifera; Demospongiae; Tetractinellida; Geodiidae
Source: the annotation of a GenBank genome assembly
AUGGUCACCACCUACUCGUGCAUCAACACCGAAACCGUGACACGCCCCGCGACGAUGGGCCGUAACGAAGUUGAAACCCAUAUCGGCGUGGUCACCUUGAACCGCCCCGAGGUUCUGAACGCCCUCAAUCUUCAGCUCGUGCGCGAGCUGGACCAGGCGAUCACCGAUUAUGAAGCGGACGACAGCGUCGGCGCGGUUAUCAUUACCGGGGCCGGUGAACGCGCUUUUUCCGCGGGGGCGGACAUCCACGAGAACCGGGAGUUGUCACCCGAGGAUCGCGAAGCCGGGCAGGGCGAACGGGCCGGAUACACCUGGCACCUCCACACCAGCCGCAAGCCCGUCAUCGGCGCGGUGAACGGACUCUGCUACGGCGGCGGCACCGUCCUGGCCACCAGCCUGGACUUCCUGGUCGGUUGCGAAAAGUCCAGUUUCCGUUUCCUCGCGGUCAACUACGGCCAGAUGAACGCAACGUGGAGCCUCCCGCAGUUGGUCGGUAUUCACCGGCCAAGGAACUGCUCCUCAGCGGCCGGGAGGUUUUCGCCGACGAGGCCUAUCACAUGGGCCUCAUCAACCACCUGGUUCCCUCCGAAGAACUCAUGGAUCGCACGCUGGACAUCGCGGCCGGGAAUCGCCCGCAACCGCGUCGACGGCCUGGCCAACAUCAAGCAGUUGCUGCUGGAACAUUCCGGGCUGCCCAUCGAACAGCAAUACCGCAACGAGAUUGAGGGCCGCACCGGCCGCUUCAAGGGCCUCACGGUGGAGGAAGGGUUCUCCGACUUCCUGGAGCGCAAGGGCCGUAAGCCGCAAUCCGCCUGA